Messenger RNA from Sycon ciliatum, 1083 nucleotides. RefSeq lists its product as uncharacterized. NCBI's taxonomy places the organism in Eukaryota, Metazoa, Porifera, Calcarea, Leucosolenida, Sycettidae. The coding region runs from base 1 to 1083 and encodes 360 amino acids. The record is from RefSeq and is a predicted model, not a curated record. The transcript has 6 exons.
AUGGAGGUGAAACAAGAUUGUCCCGGGAAGACAGGAAUCCUAGCAGCCCUUCUGCUCUUAUCUCUUUUCACCGAUGUUGCUCAAGGUUUCAGUCCAGCAGCGCAGAUCAACUGCAUGAACACAACUACAUGGUACGUAUUCUCGCCAGAAAAGGUUCAGGUAGUCAACAUGGAAAGCAUUUGCCAAAGUAUGAACGGUUCCGUCAUCGAUACCGCUUCGCUCUCAGUCCCCUGCAUCAUCAACCUGCUCGAUCAGCUACCCUCUGAAAUCGAGAACGAGCCAUUCAUAUGCAUCAGGUACUUUGGACCAUUCCUCUCUCAGGCAGGACUAUGCAAUAUAGCUGGGGAGGUUAUCGGCAUUAGCAACACAGAUGGUACCAGGUACCAUCACCUGGUGUGUGAGACUCAAAAUAAUUAUAAUGAAUUCUCUCCGUCCUCUACUGCAUUGAGUGUUUCAACUCCUCCAAUAUCGAGAAACAACAGUCAUCAUACCACUUCAGGCGACGGCACUGGCGAAAUGCAUGCAUCCUCCUCUUGGAGCGUACCCGCCAAUGAUUCUUUUUCUACAGCCUACUAUGCCACAUCUAACCAAACAGACUAUGAACCACCCACGAGGAAAAAUUCAACUGUAUUUCCAACGGAUUCAGCAACAACUUACAAAGGAUCUACUGCUCCUGCCAUCAACACUACACAGCGAACGAAACUGAUAAUGGCUGUGAGUAUUGGGACCCUAGCUAUGCUCUUGGCCACUGUUGCGGUUCUAUUGGCUCGUCGCAAUCACAUCAAGAGAAAGCAACCAACGUCAGGAAUAUUGGUAAUGGACGUGCUGACAGGAGAACAGACCAUCGAACAGAACUGGGAUCACGCAGCACCACUUUACCACGUCUCCUUGCAAACAGAUAUAUCCCCAUACUCAACAGUAGACCUCAUUGCCGAUGAAGGACAUGCCAAUGGGAGCAAAAAGAUGAUGCAGACUGAGGAUACUUCGUAUGAAUUGCCAAUUAACAUGGGUAUUGCGCCAGCGGAGAGCAGCUGCCGAACCCGCAAUAUUGCUGGAGCACUGCGCAUUUUUCCUAUGUUUUAA